Molecule: messenger RNA, 564 nt
Organism: Microthlaspi erraticum
Lineage: Eukaryota; Viridiplantae; Streptophyta; Magnoliopsida; Brassicales; Brassicaceae
Source: the annotation of a GenBank genome assembly
AUGGCUGCUAGGUUUCUCAGUCUGAGACGCGCUUUAUCUCUCUACCUCACUAACCAACCAAAGCGGAUUCCUCUGUCUCAAGACAAGUUUUUGCAAUCAAAGUCACUCUUUAACAGAGGUUAUGUAAAUGGGAGUGUACUCCAGAGACAAUUCUGUGUAGCGGCCCGUGAGGCUAACGAAGCUUCAAACUCUGCUGCUGAGCUGGCCAAAACUCCUUCCCCUGCGACGACGACAACGGUCUCUGAGGACCUGAUUGUGAAAUACAAGUCCCAGUUGAAAAUAAACCCGAGGCAUGACUUCAUGAUGGUCUUUACUUGCAAGGUCUGCGAGACGAGGUCUAUGAAGAUGGCGAGCAGAGAAGCGUAUGAGAAGGGAGUUGUGGUGGUACGGUGUGAAGGGUGCGAUAAUCUGCAUUUGAUUGCAGACCGUCUUGGUUGGUUUGGAGAACCGGGAAGCGUGGAGGAGUUGCUUGCUGCUCGAGGGGAAGAAUUCAAGAAAGGUUCCAUGGAUUCUCUUAACCUCACAGCUGAGGAUCUAGCUGGAGAGAAGAUGUCCAUUGAAUAG